Molecule: messenger RNA, 5016 nt
Organism: Perca fluviatilis (European perch)
Lineage: Eukaryota; Metazoa; Chordata; Actinopteri; Perciformes; Percidae
Gene: drd1b
Product: dopamine receptor D1b
Exons: 1
Biological process (GO): vasodilation; adenylate cyclase-activating adrenergic receptor signaling pathway; G protein-coupled dopamine receptor signaling pathway
Cellular component (GO): plasma membrane
Molecular function (GO): dopamine neurotransmitter receptor activity, coupled via Gs; G protein-coupled receptor activity
Source: RefSeq, a predicted model, not a curated record
UGCCGGGGAAUCGGCGAUAUCGUCGGGUUUUGGCCGUUUGGUGCUUUCUGCAACGUAUGGGUGGCGUUUGACAUCAUGUGCUCCACUGCCUCCAUCUUGAACUUGUGUGUGAUUAGUGUAGACCGUUACUGGGCCAUCUCAAGCCCAUUCCGCUAUGAACGCAAGAUGACCCCAAAAGUGGCAUGUCUGAUGAUAAGUGUAGCGUGGACCUUGUCGGUCCUUAUCUCCUUCAUUCCUGUUCAGCUUAACUGGCACAAAGCUCAGACCACCAGCUACGCAGAGCUAAAUGGAACAUACAUCGGCGAUCUGCCCCCUGACAACUGCGACUCCAGCCUUAACAGGACCUACGCCAUCUCCUCCUCUCUUAUCAGCUUUUACAUCCCUGUGGCUAUUAUGAUCGUCACUUACACCCGGAUCUACCGCAUUGCCCAGAAACAGAUACGGAGAAUAUCUGCCCUGGAACGGGCAGCAGAGAGUGCCAAAAACCGUCACAGCAGCAUGGGGAAUAGUUCGAGCAUAGAGAAUGAGAGUUCAUUCAAAAUGUCGUUCAAACGAGAAACCAAAGUCUUAAAGACGCUCUCAGUCAUCAUGGGAGUGUUUGUUUGCUGCUGGUUGCCCUUCUUCAUCCUUAACUGCAUGGUUCCGUUCUGUGAGCCGGACGGUGCCACGGACUUGCCCUGCAUAAGCUCGACCACCUUCGAUGUGUUUGUGUGGUUUGGCUGGGCAAACUCCUCGCUUAACCCCAUCAUCUAUGCCUUCAACGCCGACUUCCGCAAGGCCUUCUCCAUCCUCCUGGGCUGCCACCGGCUCUGCCCGGGGAGCAACGCCAUCGAGAUCGUCAGUAUUAACAACAACAUGGGCGCCCCUACCUCGAACCCCAACAAUCAGUAUCAGCCCAAGGGUCACAUUCCAAAGGAGGGCAACCAUUCAGCCAGCUAUGUGAUCCCCCACAGCAUCCUGUGUCAGGAGGACGAGUUACAGAAGAAGGAUGGAUGCGGAGGGGAGAUCGAGGUGGGCAUGGUAAACAACGCCCUGGAGAAACUCUCCCCAGCUAUCUCUGGGAAUUUAGACAGCGAUACUGAGGUCACACUGGAAAAGAUCAAUCCCAUAACACAGAAUGGACAGCAUAAAACCGAAUCAUGUUGAGAAAAGGCAAAGAUGGAUCGGAGUACACCGAGGCAUGUAUGUACGCACAAAGGGAAGAAACGCUUACACAGAAGGACAGCAAAAUUAAAAAAAGAGACAGAUAUCUUUAAAAAAAAAAAUGCCUGACAGGGAAACAGUGAAUGGGAUAUACAGGACCUUAAGACUGUCAACAAAAAGCCACAUGGAAAUACCUACAGAAUGUUUUAAAGUAAAGGCACUUUAUCCUGGAUAUAACUAUCUGCAAAAUACUCUCAGCAUUAAUUGAUGAAAUUGACACAUUUGAUGAUACAUGUUGAUAAUGUGAAUAUUAAAGCCGAACACUAGCUAUGUGCACAUGUAUACAUUUUUUUAAUAUUUACAAAGAUGUAUACAUUUGCAUGUGUAUACUGUACAGUACUGACACAGUCCUGGAAGGACUUAAACACAGUAUACAGUGGAGAAAGAUGUAGUAACUAUUAGCAAAAUGUCUUGUAGGUAGGUGUUUUGUAUGUGUUUCAUGCAAGAGAGAGCAAUGUGAGAGAAUUGGUUUGGGUACAGUAUAAUUAGUUGUUUAUUGCAGUUAUUUCCCUUCAGUAAGUUUUUCAUUGUAAUAUUUUAUUACAAAAUCAAGCCACUUGUAAUGCAGUGGUAAUUUAUUUCAGUUAAAACUGCUUCAGACACCAAAGUAACAAUAUUCUGAUUUAAAUUAAAACAGGCAGGGGGCAGAAAAUGGAGUUUAAUACCAUAAGCCAAGUUGUCAUAUAUUUAUAAAUAUUUUAUUUUUACACCACCCUAUCUACCAAUUUUAUCUUGCAGUAUCUCCAUAUUGGAAAACAUCACUCCUAUGGUCUACUUUCCUUCCCUUGUAUCCUAUUCUGAUCUAUCCUCAGUCAUGCCCACCUAGGACUGAUCCGACAGACUCACCCAAAGUUAUCUCCAUUACUUCUCCUCACUCCCUGUUUUCAUUGGUCUCCCUUCUCUGCUGCUCUUCAGAAAAACCUCUCUAGGGCCCUACAGUCUUCUCUCCUUUCCAUUUCCCUGCUCCCCUUUCCUCAGACAGCAAAGUCCCUUCCUCUCUCACGCUGACAUUGUUUCUUCAGCGUUGUCAACCUUUUCUCUCCUCCCCACCAUUCCCUCAGUCAGCAUGGUCAUUUACACCUGCACCAUACCUUCUUUUUGUGUUUGUGUUUGUCUGUCUGCCUCCUCCUCACCGUCUCCUCUGGCAGCCCUUCAUUUUAAGUCUUUACUCUGCCCACUUAAAGUGGUACUGUAGCCUACUUAUGGUUCUAUUUUGGUCAAUGCUGUCAAUCCAUAAUUAAAAAAGAAUGUAAAUCUGUAAACCAAAAAUCCCGCAGUUGGACAGAGGAGGCAGCAGUGUUCAUUCAGCCGUAAUGCAAGUGACACUUAGCGACCUUUUGCAAACUUGAAGAUAUCUGAUUUUGUAAAUUGCUCAUGCUGGGAGCCAUGUUGUGCUGUAGUGACGAUGUGGAGCAUGCAGUGUGACAGUCGCUCUGUUUGCAGGGGUUGUAUCCAAAACCACCACUAUGAGGAUUACCUUCAAGAUAUCAAACAUAUUUGUAUAACCACUCUUUUUCCAGGCAUCUGCUUUUGCGCUCUAGCAUUUAAAAAAAAUAAAAAUACAAUUAGAAAUUAGCUGUUGAGGUUAGUCAGAAUAAAGCUUUAAUGUUACUCCCUAUGAAUGAAAUUAUUUUAUACCACAUUAGUUCUAAAACUACAUUUUUUUUUCAAGCUUUUUAGAUUGAUACAGUAUAUUACAGUUAUUUUACAAAAGAUAAGCAUUUACAAUAGGUAGUUUCACAUUUAAGGUGAAGUUUGAGUUUAAAGUGAGACUUUGUUACAUUUGUAAGUAUUGUAUGUGAUAAUGGAAAAUGCUAAAACAUUAGUAGAGUAGAGUCAUCAGUGACUCUGUGAUGUCCAUAAUACAGCUAAAUCAAUCUAUAGUUUGCUAACAUUAGUUAACAUUAGCCACAAUAAGCUACUGGUAAUACCAGACCAAGUAAGGCUUUCCUUUGUAAGAGGAAAAUGUUAUUUCUUCUUUCAAAAGUUACAUAGUGUUGCUUUAAGUUUACGUUUUAUGCAUUGUAUUUGUAGCCAUUAAAAUCUAAGGACAAAUAACAUAAGAAUAUGAUAUGCAAAGUCUAUGCAUGGCACACAAUCAUCAAACAUGAUUAGCUUUUUUAGUCGAAGCCUGUAAAGCUACCUUUUUGUUGUGUUUAGUGUUGCUCAACAGCAUGCUUUUGGACAUUGUAUGCUGAGCGUCCACCAUGUGCUGUGUGUGUGCAUUUAGGCGUGAAACUGUUGCACAUCAGAGAAAGGAAGAGCUAAUCCAAUAGAAAGCAAUUGGUCUUGAACGAAGCAUUUGAUUUUCCUGCUCUGGAAAAUCCAAUGCUAUCUAGAUGGCAACAAAGGGGGGGGGGAGAGCUUUUAGCUCAAUAUGGGGCUUGGCUUGUGAUAUAAAAGCAACUCAUUGUCCUAUCUGCCUCCCUGUCCUCAGCUACUGCUAGCUGCUGCUCCAUUACUUUAAAACUGACAUUCACAAAGUGAAUUUGGAUUAACCAUCUUUUAUAAUGAAUUAAUUUAAUUAAGAGCCACAAUAUACUAUAACGUCCCUCUUUACUCCUUUGCCUUUUAGAAAUUUUCAACCAUAUCAGCUCAGUAACCCUCCCCUUUCUCGCUUCAUCAGUAAUUUACUCCCUAAUUUUUUCCAAACACAAGCCAGUUCAAACAUGCGAUAAAACAUGAACUGCACAUAAUCUGUCAGGAUUGGACAUGGAGGGUAACUGCCUUAGGGAAGAUUUGGUUCCCCCCUCCACCCCAACCCCCACCCUCUACCCUUCUUUUUCUCCAUCUCUUUUUAUUUUCUCUUGGCUGCCUCUGUCGACUUGAUGAGUGUUCCCGAUGUUAACAAAGAUUUAAUUUAUUAUUUAAAAGACAGGGCCUACUGUUUCCCUUCUGUAGUUUGAGUUGAUUCGCUGAAUCAAAGCCCCACCUAGACGUUUUAUUAUAAUUACAUUAUUAUUAUUGUUGUUGCCAAAAUUGACAUUUUUGGCUGAAUGUGGCUGUACUGUAGCUUAUGCUGUGAUUAAACCAGUGUUUUUAUAAGCUGAAAUUUUGGGGGGGUAGGGGUAUUCUUAAUGAUAUAGAGAUUAAUCUGCCAUUUGUUGUUGUGACAUCAUUGGCAUUUACAGGUUUACCAGAUGUUUUUCAUAUAUGCUGUAUGUACACAUUUUUAGAAUCAUACCUCUGCUGUAUUUUGGCUCCAUGAAAAAAAAAAACCUGAGCCGUCACCUUGUCAACUCGGUGAGUCAUCUUUCCAGAUGCCACUGCUUUGAUUUUGGAGAAGGGCAAUGUCAGUCGACAGUCCCAUAAGCAAAAUGUUUUGUUUGAUCUGGAGCAUUUCCUCCAGGCUGCCCUACAUGUUGCUUUGGGGAGCAAUGGUGACAUUACAUGGUCUCUCAAUCAGUGUAGUUACAAGACGUAUGACAACUUAAGCAAAUCUGACAGUGCAGAAUCCCUCCUCUUCCUCCACCGGCGGGCCAAGGGACGCAGCAGACGUAGGGACGAACAACACUCCAAGGCCCUGGGAAUGUGGUGAUGAUGUUUCAUCUUAUACAAACUGUCUAGGAUAAUGAUGAAGUCCCUACCUCGACAUCAAUUCAGUUAAAAAGCUUCACGUACAAAAUUAAACUGCAGUAUUUAGGGUUGGGGAGUGCAGGGAUAGAGUAUUGUACAAUGAUGUUCAAAAUGUAGUUGUGAUCAACACAAGUGCUUUUUAUCUUCAAAAAUCCCUAAUGUGUGUAGCAAAUUUACAUGCUGUAUGUUUUCUCCGGUGUGGGAUUAUAAUUUGCAGUAAAAUGCAGCAGUCACUGA